CCCCCCAAACGCACAUCCUCCCACGCAGCUCCUGCAGCCCGCGGUCAGCUGCACCGUCCGGCACUGCGCACCGCAGAUCCCCGCACCGGCGAAGGCACAGGAGAGCCGCCAGGCACGGGAGGAGCCGGUUUCCCACCAGCGACUGUGGCAUCCCACCGAGCGGUGCCGUGCCGGGGCCAUGGGGCCACGCGGGGUCUGCUUCCCCGUGGCUCUGCUCGUCCUGGCAGCUGCGGGGGUCCGGAGCCAGGCGGCGGGACCGUGUGCCCUCCACGUGCUGGUGGCCCUGGACGUCACCGACUACCAGCAGUCCAACCUGCAGCCCUACCUGGAGCGGGUCCUGCGGGACCUGGCCGCGCUAGACCACCUCACCUGCAGCCCGCUCAACCUGAGCAUCAGCCUGCAGAGCGCGCGGCGGGACGGGGACGCUCUCUUCCAGGAUCGGCUGCGAGAGCCCUGGGUGGAUGUGCUGCAACGCCUGGUGCGGGCACACGCCUUCCAGCGCUCCUACCUCAACCAGCCGGCCCUGCAGAGCUUCCUCGGCACCCUGGCACAGCAGGCGGCCGACGCCAAGGUGCUGCUGGUGUUCACGGAUGGGCUUGACGAUGAUGCAGGGAAGAUGAAGGAGGCGGCAAUGUCAGCUUGGCUGCAAGACCAGGCGGACCUGCUGGUGAUGGUGGCAGUGAACAAUGUCACGGGGCUGGGGGACCUGCAGCAGAUGGAGUUCGGGCGAUGGCUGGGGAGCGGGCAGCAGCUCGCCGUGGACAUGCCGGAGGCCGGCGGGCACGUGGCACAGGAGCUGCUGGCCCUGGCAGAGCGGAUGUGCUGCCAGAUGUGUCCCUGCACCUGCGUGGGGCUGCCCGGUCCGCGAGGCCCCAGCGGCCCCCGGGGGGGCAAGGGGGUGACAGGCAGCAAGGGACGCACUGGAGACGAGGGCGAGCACGGGCACAGCGGGGAGCAGGGACCACAAGGUCUCCAUGGCAGCCGAGGGAUGCAGGGAUGCCCAGGACAGUGUGGACCAAAGGGCUUCGUGGGUCACCCUGGGGAGCAGGGUCCUCCUGGAGAAGCCGGCUCCGACGGCGUGGACGGGGAGCAGGGCGAAGUGGGGACCCCCGGCCGCCCCGGAGAGAAAGGGUCGCGGGGGAGGCAGGGGCAGAAAGGCUCCCGGGGUGCCCGGGGGGACAAGGGCCCCCCAGGCGCUUGUGGAGAGGUGGGGCCACCCGGGAGGAGCAGCCCCGAGCCCGGCACCCCGGGGUGGAGAGGAGAUGGGGGUCCCCAGGGAGACCCUGGCCAGGAUGGUCCCCCGGGGCCAGUGGGACCCCCAGGACCCCCCGCUCACCCGACCUCAUGCCAGAAAGGGCAGCGGGGAGUGCAGGGCAAGAAGGGGAACCGUGGCAGCCCCGGCCCCGGGGGACAGAAGGGCUACGGAGGUGCCCAGGGGAUGCCAGGGCCGCGGGGGGCGAAGGGUGCCACCGGCCGCCUGGGGAGCAGAGGACUUCAGGGUCUGCCCGGAGCCGAGGGCUCCCAGGGAGCAGCUGGCCCAGCCGGCCCCAAAGGGGAGAAGGGACAGGCAGGAGCCGAGGGCAGGAAGGGGAGCGUGGGACCGCGGGGGCCCAAAGGUGCCCUGGGUGAGAACGGAUGUGACCGGAGAGGUGGUCCGGGCAGGAAGGGGGCCAAGGGCGCUCGGGGCCUGCCGGGGUACCCCGGGGCUCAGGGUGAUGGGGGCGAGAGAGGAGAGCCGGGGGACAAGGGCGAGCGAGGGCUGCCGGGGCGCAGGGGCAAACCCGGGAGCAGAGGAGAAGUGGGCGGCCGCGGCAGCGCAGGACCUCCAGGAGAGAUGGGCCCAAAGGGCUUGCCGGGCAUUCCCCCCUCCACGCCUUGCGAGCUCAAGGCUUUCAUCCGCCAGAACUGCGUCACCACCUCGCCCUCCUGCCCGCUCUUCCCCACCGAGCUGGUUCUGGUGCUGGAAACCUCGUCCACGGUGCCGCCAGCCCUCUUCUCUCGCAUGAAGGAACUGCUGGCCCUGCUGCUGCGGGACCUGCAGGUCUCCCCGUUGGGUUGCCCAGCGGGGGCCCGGGUGGCCAUGCUGGCCUACGCGGCCACCCCCACCUACCUGCUGCGUGCCGGGGAGGCGGGGAGCAGGGCCGCGCUGCUGGGACGCCUCCGCCGCCUCUCGCCCACCCGCUCGUCCCGGCGCGGCCGCCUGGCCGCUGCCAUGCGCUUCGUGGGGCACCACACGCUCAAGAGGGUCCGGCCGGCCGCCCUGGGCAGGAAGGUGGUCCUCUUCAUCACCAGCGGCCGGAGCCAGAACCUGGAGGGAAUUGGGGAGGCUGCUCUGCAGUACGAAGCGUUGGGCAUCGUGCCGGCGGUGCUCACCUUCAGCCCACUGCCCGAGGUGGUGCGGGCUUUCCAGGUCAACAGCCUCUUCCAAGUGGUCCAGCUCUCCGCAGCAGAGCCGGCCAGGAACGCGGCGGUGCUGCGGGAUGUGGUGCUGCCCUGCGUCCUCUGCUUCGACCUCUGCCACCCUGAGGGCUGUGCCGCGGCCGUGCCGUCCCCUGGCCCGCUGGACGUGGACCUGGCCUUGGUGGUGGACAACGCAGCCCCGGGGAUGCUGGCGGAGAGGCUGGAGGCCAUCGGUGACCUCUUCCACCGCCUCCUGGGGCACCUGCAGCUUGCAGGGACAGAUCCGGCAGAGCACGGUGCCCGCAUCGCCCUGGUGCUGACGGGCCCCUCUGCCCCUGGGCAGGGUUUGGCCGAGGUGCCCUUCGGGCUGCCCGGCUCCAGGGAGCAGCUCUGGAACCGCAUCCGCCUCGCGCUGGUGCCCAGGGUGGCCGUGGCAUCCGCCGGCAGCACGGUGGCAUGGACCCUCCGGCACACCUUCCCGCAGAGCUCCGGCAGCCGGCUGCGCGUCCUCUUCGUGGUGUGGACAGGGGCCACGGUGCUGUGGGAUGGGGAGGCACAGCAGGCGCUGGCCCCCUUCGCCCGGUGUGAGGAUUUCGGUGUCUUGGUGCUCUCCCUGGGGCGAGCCGGGACGGAGCGGCCGGAGGCGGCUGUGCCUGAGGCGCUGCCGGAGUGGCGGUGCCAUUCCCUGCGCCUGGGCUCGGUCCACCCGCCCGAAAUGGGGUAUGCGGAGCGGACGGCGCUGGGCUUCCUCAGGAGGCUGCGGGCGGAGAGCAGCCAGCGCCCCAGCACCCCAGGGUGCCCCCGGGACCUGCCACCCCCCAGCGCUGGGACCAGCGAGCUCCCCUCGGGGACCCCUGCGCAGACCCCCGCCGUGUCCCGCACUGGGAUGUCCAUGGCACCCCUUGGCCCCAGCAAGGGCCGGAGGGCUGUGGCCAUCCCUGGAGCGUGUGGGCUGGACAAGGACCCCGGCAGCGCCUGCGCCCGCUUCGCCGUGAUGUGGUACCACCGACGGGAGACGGGGUCCUGCGAGCGCUUCUGGUACGGGGGCUGCGGGGGCAACGCCAACCGCUUCGGCAGCGAGCGGGACUGUGUCCGCGCCUGCGUGGACCCGGGUCUCGACAGAGCCGACGUGGGCGAGAGCAACGUGACGCAGGCUGCCUGCCUGGAGGCGCGGGACGCGGGGCCCUGCCGCUCCUUCUCCCCCAAAUGGUUCUUCGAGGGCCGCCAGCCCGGGCGCUGCUCGCUCUUCUGGUACGGGGGCUGCGGCGGCAGCCGCAACCGCUUCGAGACCCGGGAGCAGUGCGAAGCCGUCUGCCUGCCCCCGGGCAGGGCUCGAGAAACGAGGACGCUUGAAUUAUUGCACAAGGACCUCGGGGUCCUGCCAAGUUUCUGACAGCUCAUCUUCAGCUGCUCCAUCCUGGGGGAAGGGGGGUGAGCCGGUGGAGCGGGUGCUGAGCCCUUGCAAAACUCUGCUCACCCCCUGCCAUCCGCUGCUCCGGGUGGAUGCUGGUACCCAGGGCUGGCUGGCCAACCAUUUCCAAAUAAAAAUCCACCCUGU
Molecule: messenger RNA, 3958 nt
Organism: Grus americana (Whooping crane)
Lineage: Eukaryota; Metazoa; Chordata; Aves; Gruiformes; Gruidae
Product: collagen alpha-3(VI) chain-like
Exons: 33
Coding region: 179-3793 (1204 amino acids)
Molecular function (GO): serine-type endopeptidase inhibitor activity
Source: RefSeq, a predicted model, not a curated record